Caretta caretta (loggerhead turtle) is the source of this 2159-nucleotide messenger RNA. RefSeq names its product ectonucleoside triphosphate diphosphohydrolase 8. Gene Ontology annotation, biological process: nucleoside diphosphate catabolic process. Gene Ontology annotation, molecular function: ribonucleoside triphosphate phosphatase activity; UDP phosphatase activity; GDP phosphatase activity. Lineage: Eukaryota; Metazoa; Chordata; Testudines; Cheloniidae. The record is from RefSeq and is a predicted model, not a curated record. Gene Ontology annotation, cellular component: plasma membrane.
CCAGCGGGAUGCAGCGGGGCUGGAGGAGCCCGGGGAAGUUCACUGAAAUGCAGCGAGGGUUGGGCACGUGGCUCCCUCCGGCUCCUCUGAAAAGCUCACGGAAGUGCCGGACCGGAGCCGCCCCGGGGGCCAUCUCGUCUGGUGUCCUGGCUACACAGUCACAGCCCCCGCGGCUCCCGAGGGGGGCAGGGACCCUGCCGUGGGAUAAUCGCCCCCACAUUAGUCUCCAGGGCACUGGCUCAGAGCUGGAGGCAGACGCUGAACUAUCCCUGCCAGAGUGUUGUCAGCCGUCCCUCUGGGAAGAUUGGCGCAGCAAUGUUAAAGCACCUGUUAGGGCGGGAUAUCAGGUGUCUUCUUGCAGUGGCUGCAGCUUCAGGAAUAACUACCCUCAUCCUCAUCCUUGUUCAAGUGAAGGAUGCUUAUCUGCCUGCAAGAACCAAGUAUGGGAUGGUGUUUGACGCCGGCUCCUCGCACACGGCUCUCUACAUCUACCAGUGGCCAGCGGAUAAGGAGAACGGCACUGGCAUUGUCAGCCAGGCUGAAGCCUGCACCGUGCAAGCCCCAGGUGCCAGCAGCGUUGCCAGUCCCUGUCUCAGGGGCCCGGCUGAGCUCAGGUUCACACUGGGAUGCUUCGUUCCAGGACCUGGGAUCUCCAGUUAUGCUGACAACCCCACUCAGGCUGGAGCCAGCCUGAGGGCCUGUCUGGACAAGGCCAUGACGAUCAUCCCUGUGGAGCAACAGAGAGAAACGCCCACCUACCUCGGUGCUACUGCAGGCAUGCGGCUGCUGAGGGAGCAGAACAGCACAAAAGCCGACCUGGUCUUUGCAGAGGUCUCCAAGACCAUCCAGCAGUACCCUGUAGAUUUCCGUGGUGCUCGGAUCCUCACUGGGAAUGAGGAAGGAUCCUUUGGCUGGAUCACAAUCAACUACCUGCUGGAGACACUCAUCAAGUUCUCCUUCACAGGGACGUGGAUACACCCUGAGGCAGCUGCGGUUGUGGGAGCACUGGACCUUGGAGGAGCCUCGACUCAGAUAACCUUUCACCCUGGUCAUGCCAUUGAGGACAACAGCACCGAAGUCCUCUUCUGGCUGUACGGGAGCAGCUACUCGCUUUAUACUCACAGCUACCUCUGCUAUGGAGAAAACCAAGCCUUGAAGAAGUUGAUUGCGUCCCUCAGAGCGGAGAACCUCACCUCUCAGCAGAUCUCCCACCCGUGCUACCCUAAGGGAUACGAGGAGAACGUCACUGCCGCUGCCCUGUAUGACAGUCCCUGCGUCCUGGCACCAGUUGCACAUGACCCCAGCCAGAUCCUCACGGUGCGGGGGACAGGGGCCCCAGCGGAGUGCAGGAGUGCCAUCCAGAAACUCUUCAACUUCACAGCGUGUGGGGCCAACAGGACCUGCGGGUUCAACGGGGUCUACCAGCCGCCGGGGCAUGGGCAGUUCUUUGCCUUUUCCGGGUUUUAUUCCGUCUUCCACUUUCUGAACCUGACCAGCGGGCAGCCCCUGAGUGACGUUAGUGCCACCAUCGAGCAAUUCUGUGCUAAGGACUGGAAGGAGUUGAAAAUGGUGUGUCCUGGCAUGAACAAGACCCGCCUGCAGGAUUACUGCGCUGCCAGCACCUACAUUCUCACCCUCCUGCUGCAAGGCUACAAGUUUGACAACCAGACAUGGAGCAAAAUCCAGUUCCUCCGGCAGGUGGCUGCUGCGGAUGUGGGCUGGAGCCUGGGCUACAUGUUGAACCUCACCAACGCGAUCCCUUUGGAGGCUCCCGACCAAGUGAAGGGGCAGCGGCCUGACCUGUGGGCAGCGGCCGUGCUCACCACCUGCCUCAUGCUGGCCGUGAUCCUCUGGGCAGGCCUGGCUCUGUGCUAUCAGAGGCUCUUUGCCACCUAUGAGACUAUGCUGUAGCUGGCCGGUGCUCCUCGGGCUGGGGCCCUGCUGCCAUCAGGAGCCACACAUGGCUUUCCCCUGGACCACAUGUAGUCCCGUGUUUAGAGACAUUUGUGGCCUUGCAACCUAGUGUCCCCACUAGCUGCUGGAGGCAGGGUCUGGGAGAGAAGCCCCUCCCCAGGGAGGGUGGGAAUGUUGGGUUUGAAGGACAAGUGCCGCUUGUUGGCAAAUUGGUGACACUUUUCAGUAAAAUCUCAAGCCUGUGA